Messenger RNA from Branchiostoma floridae (Florida lancelet), 1621 nucleotides. RefSeq lists its product as uncharacterized. The coding region runs from base 616 to 1245 and encodes 209 amino acids. Lineage: Eukaryota; Metazoa; Chordata; Leptocardii; Amphioxiformes; Branchiostomatidae. The transcript is spliced from 2 exons. The record is from RefSeq and is a predicted model, not a curated record.
UCACCCCCACACCGCUCCACAUGGACUAACCUGUUCCCAUGGCGACGCCGAUGUCUCUUCAGAUGUGUGAUGUCAGGUUCGCGCACUUGACGUCACGUCAGGUGUCCCGUACAUCACUGUACACCCAGGUAACACACCUGUAGGGUCCGUCUGACGUCCAGGUGAGGUUCUGUAGGGGAUUUGUUCCUCCCGUGUAACGACUUGUAGGUGUGAAAAGGGGUCAGGGGAAAAUUAUUUCCUUAGUAACUCGAGCUGGGAUCGAUUCCUUAGGCGGAGUCUUAGGUUUGCCCAGCUGGACAAAAGGAGCGACAAGCACACGUGAGGGACUUGAAGGAGGCAGGGGUGACCUGUGGGAGGGACGUAAGGAGGAAACACGCUCUUCAGGCAAGGUGAGAACAGAAAUGUCCAGGAUGUGUCAUACAGGUAUGACUAAGAUGUGACACCUUCUGCUCGAGGACCCACGCUUCUAUCAGUCGGAGUCACAGUCGCGUCAGAAGUGUCAACGUGGCCCCAGCGGGACCGGGCUUCGAGAAGGAUACUAAUACAUCAUAUGGAAACUGUUUCCCAGUCACAAGCUUAAGGCAUGCUGGGUAAAACAGCCGGGAGCUAGGGACGAUGUCCGUGCCGUCGCGCCUGCGCAGACACGUGGACGAGGAAGAAGUCUUGGACGUUCUUGAGGCAAACCAGAGACUGUCUCAGCUGAUCCAAGGCGUCUGGGAGGACUUCUCUAAGUUCAAGGUCAAGGAGCGUGAGUUCAUGAGCGAGCUGGACGGCGUGUCGCUGUCCAACGGCUACACGAGUCUGGUGACGAUACGGAUGAUCCGGGGUCACGUGCAGCGCUACCCGGACCUGCACCCGAACCUACAGACGUUUCUGCGCAUGUACGACCGGUUAAAGGAGGACGGGGUGAACCUGGUGAAGCGGAGAAUCAUCCCGCGCAUGCGCCGUGCGCAGGGGUUCAUCCCGUUGUCUCUGCGCGACGCCGUGAACUACUGGAACUCGCUGGACGGCACCAAACGCAACCUGAUGGACGUGUCGAAACGCCGCGCAUCAAGAGCGCGGGCAAACGCAACACAGUACUUCGCGACGCUGAGCCUCCUACCCGAGGUGAUCGAGGCGGCGGCGAUCUGCAGGAACACCGUGGCGAGGUGCUGCAACGACCGGUCGGACUGGAGCCCCGCUGACCCCGUGCCCGAGCUGCACUACCGCAGCGACACCGAGUCGGCCGAGUCGGCAUCUGUCUGAUGCCACAAACUUCAGAAUAAGUCUGUUCACAGGUUGAUCUACGUAUGCGCGAGGUCAAAGGGAAAACUUAUAGUAAUCAGAUGUUGUCCAGACCAUGCUUCUUUAAUAAUACAUGUCCGGUAGACGGGUUUUGUUUAUGAAUCAGGACUGGAGCCCGGCCGCACCGGUACCCGAGCUGCAGUACCGCGGCGAUACGGAAUCAGCCGAGUCGGCGUCUGUCUGACGUCACAAACUUAUAAGUCUGUUCACAGGUUGAUUUGCGCAUGAGCGAGGUCAAAGGGAAAAGCCUCCAGUCUAACUUGUAAUAUGAUCAUAUUGUUUGGCCGACCCCGUCCCGAGCUGCACUACGUACAGUAAUACCCCCCUCACAUUAGGC